This is a messenger RNA of Cooperia oncophora, 198 nucleotides long. The record is from the annotation of a GenBank genome assembly. Lineage: Eukaryota; Metazoa; Nematoda; Chromadorea; Rhabditida; Trichostrongylidae.
AUGAUUUCACUAAGAGAACAAUUGAAUGUUACAAAUAGGGAUGAAGUGAAUCAAGUUUUGACCACCAAUUUAUGGCUGGAAAUGCAAUGGUUCGACUAUAAGCUGUCAUGGGAACCGACUCGAUGGGGUGGCAUAAAGAAACUGCAUAUACCAUCGGAUCAAAUCUGGAUUCCGGAUAUUCUACUUUAUAACAAGUAA